AAAAAAGUUCCUUGCACCAACGCCAACACCAACACCGUGAUCAUGGAGAAUGCCCCGCUGCUUUCUCUUGUCUUACUGGUCCCGUUCCUCAAUUUCACUGUGAGACUGCCCUAGGCUUCUUGGGAAUUACGAUGGAGAAACAGUGUCUUGUUGGCUCCAGUCGAGAGAUGAAAGGUCCCUUGUUUGAAGCCGGGUCCGGAGCCGGUCUUGGUCCGAUAUUGAAGUUUCUCUUGCGCCUUUAACCCGGGUACGGAUACAGUGUAUUCCUCCUCGCAUCAGAUUCCAUACCGCCUUGCGUCACUGGCAGUCCUCAGCGGGUGCUGUCGUUUAUUCCCGGGUCUUCAUCUGCGCAUAUUCUCUCAUCUCUUCUCCCCUUUGCUGCUUCAGCUAUUUCUUCUCCCAUCCCCCCAUCUCCAUGCUCAUAUUACCAAAUCCUUCAGCUCAUGUUUAUAGCUACAAGGUCGUUCAGGUUCUCAGGACAACUACUCAGAGUCCCACACGCGACUCUACCCCAAAACAUACGUUUCUUUACUUCGGGUUCCUUGCAUACAACCUUCGCCUUACCUCGGCCUCAGAUCCAAGCAAGAUCUGUUGUUUUAGCGUCACAUCUCGUGUUUCGACGUCAAAUUCGUCCUACGUUCCACUCCAAGGCCUUUGCUACGAUGGGCUCGCUCCCCGAAUCAUCCAACGCCGUGCGCGUUCUCAUACUUGGGGGUUGCUAUGGUGGUCUAUCUGCUGCUGUUAACUUGCUUGAUCUGAGCCAAGGAUACUCUCCCCGCAUGAAUUCCGAGCCAUACAUCCACCAUCCUGAUGUUCCUCGCUUUAACAUUGAUAUCACUAUCGUCGAUGAGAGAGAUGGCUACUACCAUUUGAUCGGCUCCCCGUUGGCUCUUGCCGAUUCCAACUUCUCCAAGAAGAACUGGGUCAAGUACUCUGAUAUCCCUGGCCUCAAAGAUCCCAGCAUCAACAUCAUCCAAGGCUCUGUCACCAGUGUCGACCCUGCAACCAAGAAGGCGACCAUCUCUGCUCACCUCACCGAGGACAAGAGUACCCUUGAGUACGACUACCUCGUCUCUGCUACUGGUCUACGUCGCGUCUGGCCGGUUGUGCCUCAGUCCAAGACACGAAAGCAAUAUCUCCUUGAAGCUGAGAACCACAUCAGCUCUGUUCAUAAUGCUAAGUAUGGCGUCGUGGUCGUUGGUGGAGGCGCUGUUGGCAUCGAGAUGGCUGCAGAGCUGAAAAUGGUGAAGCCUCGCCUCAAGGUGACUCUCGUUCACUCGCGUGACAAGCUCCUUUCUUCAGAAGGUCUUCCUGACGAGACCAAGGAUGUGGCUCUUAAGUUACUCCGUGAGGCUGGUGUUGAGGUUCUCAUGAACCAUCGUCUAGCUGCAAACAACAAGGUCGAGACGACCGACGCGAGUGAGAAGUAUGAGAUUGAGUUUACCAACGGCCAUAAGAUGUUCGCAAGCGAGGUUAUCAUGGCAAUUUCCAGGAGUGUUCCAACCUCAACAUACUUGCCGACAUCUGCCCUCGAUGCGGAUGGUCUUGUCAAGAUCAAGCCCAAUCUGCAGUUCCAGGACGGCACACCCAACGCCGAGUCGCACUAUGCUGCUGGCGAUAUCACCAACUGGCCUGGUAUCAAGCGGUGUGGCGGUGCCAUGCAUCACGGCCACUACGUAGCACAGAACAUCCAUCAAAGCAUCCUCAGCCAACGAGCAGGUCAUACCCCAGAGUUCAAGGAGCUUGUGGUAUACCCUCCUGUGAUUGGGCUCGCAGUUGGAAAGAAGGCGGUGGCAUCGAGCCCUGACACAGGCACUGUUUAUGGCGAGGAAGUUGCUCAGUCUUGCUUCCGAGAUGAUCUUGGUUGGACGAUUUGCUGGAACUACAUGCAGCUCGGUGGACGCAAGACUGACGAGGCUAAGGCUUAAUGGGAAACGAUCUUAGUGACUGGCGUUCGGGAUAUAGUCUUUCAGACAUGCUACUGAGGAUGAGCGACAGCAUUGCGUUGUCUUGAGUGUAUUGGUUACUUCUUCUUGAUACCUAUUAUCUGAGUUAAAGUUCUUAUGCUAUGUUUAUAUAGUGAGAAAUUGUCCAAAUCUGUUCACGAACAGCUGAAUCCAUCUAGCAUGAGACUGG
Molecule: messenger RNA, 2136 nt
Organism: Fusarium verticillioides 7600
Lineage: Eukaryota; Fungi; Ascomycota; Sordariomycetes; Hypocreales; Nectriaceae
Exons: 4
Coding region: 444-1928 (494 amino acids)
Cellular component (GO): cytoplasm
Molecular function (GO): flavin adenine dinucleotide binding; electron-transferring-flavoprotein dehydrogenase activity
Source: RefSeq, a predicted model, not a curated record